Messenger RNA from Helobdella robusta, 309 nucleotides. RefSeq lists its product as hypothetical. NCBI's taxonomy places the organism in Eukaryota, Metazoa, Annelida, Clitellata, Rhynchobdellida, Glossiphoniidae. Bases 1 to 309 code for a protein of 102 amino acids. The transcript has 3 exons. The record is from RefSeq and is a predicted model, not a curated record.
AUGUCGUUUUGGACAAUGUUGUGGAUCUUGCUGAUUGCUGCUUUGGGUGCUGGAGCUGAAGUCGUAGAGUGCGUGACUAAAGAGUGUGCAACAAAACCAAGCUGUCCUAAAAGUGGAUUCCUCAAAGAUCUCAACAAUUGCGACACGUGCCUCUGCACGAACCCUUGCCUUGAGAAAUGCGGGACUGAGACAUGUAAAAUUUUGGCAGUUCAACCUGGAGUUGAACCUAGGUACGGCUGCGCUGACAAGGAAAGGGAAUCUGAUGGAGGUAAGAAUGAUGACGAAGAUGAGAACUAUGAAGAUGAGUAA